Neohortaea acidophila is the source of this 929-nucleotide messenger RNA. RefSeq lists its product as uncharacterized. The transcript has a single exon. The record is from RefSeq and is a predicted model, not a curated record. NCBI's taxonomy places the organism in Eukaryota, Fungi, Ascomycota, Dothideomycetes, Mycosphaerellales, Teratosphaeriaceae. Bases 169 to 741 code for a protein of 190 amino acids.
GGUGAGGCGGGUGGCUUGCGUGGGUGGAGUGGAGAUGGACGGCGGGCGAUGAUGAUGAUGAAAGCGCGGAACCGCUGAGGGAAAAGCUUAUUGUCGGCCUCGAGACGCAGGUACGGAGAAGCAGUGCUGGAGUACGGGUGAUUCCAAGAAUGUCAGAGGAGAGGAUGGAUGGCAACAGGACAGGACGGGGUGAGACGCAGGAUGAAGAUGGUGGGAGAGGAGGAGGAUGGGAUUAAACAGUCGCCUCGCUCGCUCCAGCAUGGGCAGCAGUGGCCCAUGCGGAAUGCUAGCGCUGCCCUUCACGUGGGCAGCAUCGAAGGUCUCCUCUCUUUGCGCGCACGGCUCGCAUCCUAUCAGGCGAAGGGGAGAGGAGACGGCGGGAGGGGGAGGGGGAGGGCACGUCGGGGGUGGAAAAUGGAGAUAUUUCGUCAUCCUUCCCCUCCCAAUGCACUGGAUGCUGCACCCACAUCACACCACAUCUUGCAGCAACGGUUGCACAGACAUUGCCUGCAUCGGCAGCCAUGUCCACGUGCUUCUUCUUCUUCUACCGUGGUGAUGCCCUCGGAGCCCGGAGACAGCAAAUUGCAACGAUGGAGUGAACAUUGGUAUCAAUACACAACACCCUCGUAUGAGAGCGCUGCGCACACCGAAAUUUCCACCCAGCGUCGUCAUCCCCGCCGGGGCCAGAACCCGCGCAGGGCCCAUUACGCAUGCAGGGCCGCAACGCUAAACGAAGCUUGACCUCGACGAGCGCUGACAAGCGGACCCCUCUUGGCCCCUCGAUCUGCACUAUCUUCUAGCCUGGCGCCGUGAAUCUCACGGCAUACCCUGGCUCUUGAGCCAUCGCCAACCCCCCCCCCGGCCUCAUCGUCUUGACACAACCUUGAUGGGAUGAUCCAAAACCAUUGGGAUCUCGCGAGUACUGAGGA